This is a messenger RNA of Antrostomus carolinensis (chuck-will's-widow), 1071 nucleotides long. RefSeq names its product collagen alpha-1(I) chain. The record is from RefSeq and is a predicted model, not a curated record. NCBI's taxonomy places the organism in Eukaryota, Metazoa, Chordata, Aves, Caprimulgiformes, Caprimulgidae. The annotation marks the transcript as partial. Gene Ontology annotation, cellular component: extracellular matrix. The transcript has 17 exons.
GGUCCAGCCGGUCCCCGAGGUCUCCCUGGCCCCCCUGGUGCUCCUGGUCCUCAAGGUUUCCAAGGUCCUCCUGGUGAACCUGGCGAGCCCGGUGCUUCUGGUCCCAUGGGUCCCCGUGGUCCAGCUGGUCCCCCUGGCAAGAAUGGAGAUGAUGGUGAAGCUGGAAAGCCUGGUCGUCCCGGAGAGCGUGGUCCCCCCGGCCCCCAGGGUGCACGUGGUCUCCCAGGAACCGCCGGUUUGCCGGGCAUGAAGGGUCACAGGGGCUUCAGUGGUCUGGAUGGUGCCAAGGGUGAGCCUGGUCCUGCUGGCCCCAAGGGUGAACCCGGCAGCCCCGGGGAGAAUGGAGCUCCUGGGCAGAUGGGUCCUCGUGGGCUUCCCGGUGAGAGAGGCCGUCCUGGUCCAUCCGGCCCCGCUGGUGCUCGUGGCAAUGAUGGUGCUCCUGGUGCUGCUGGUCCUCCCGGUCCCACCGGCCCUGCUGGUCCCCCCGGCUUCCCCGGUGCUGCUGGUGCUAAGGGUGAAACUGGUCCCCAGGGAGCUCGUGGCAGUGAAGGUCCCCAAGGUGCCCGUGGUGAGCCCGGUCCCCCCGGCCCUGCUGGCGCUGCUGGUCCUGCUGGCAACCCCGGUGCUGAUGGUCAACCUGGUGCCAAGGGUGCAACCGGUGCUCCUGGCAUUGCUGGUGCUCCCGGCUUCCCCGGUGCCCGUGGUCCCUCCGGACCCCAGGGUCCCAGCGGUGCCCCCGGUCCCAAGGGUAACAGCGGUGAACCCGGUGCUCCAGGCAACAAGGGAGACACUGGUGCCAAAGGCGAACCCGGUCCUGCUGGUGUCCAAGGUCCCCCUGGUCCAGCUGGUGAGGAAGGCAAGAGAGGAGCUCGUGGUGAACCCGGCCCUGCUGGGCUUCCCGGCCCCGCCGGCGAACGUGGUGCUCCUGGCAGCCGUGGUUUCCCUGGUGCUGAUGGCAUCGCUGGUCCCAAGGGUCCCCCCGGUGAGCGUGGCUCCCCUGGCCCUGUUGGCCCCAAAGGAUCUCCUGGUGAAGCUGGACGCCCCGGGGAACCCGGUCUCCCCGGUGCCAAG